Macrobrachium nipponense is the source of this 7186-nucleotide messenger RNA. RefSeq lists its product as uncharacterized. Gene Ontology annotation, molecular function: Wnt receptor activity; Wnt-protein binding. Gene Ontology annotation, biological process: canonical Wnt signaling pathway. The transcript has 8 exons. The record is from RefSeq and is a predicted model, not a curated record. The coding region runs from base 119 to 1804 and encodes 561 amino acids. Lineage: Eukaryota; Metazoa; Arthropoda; Malacostraca; Decapoda; Palaemonidae.
GGCAGAGAAGCAGACGACGUAAGGGACGACACGCUAGUCGUUCAUACCGAGUCGCUCACUCGCUUGCUCAGUACCCGCAGGAAAGUUGUGUGGUGUACUCUGUCGGGGAAUUACGGGGAUGGCUUCCGCAACAAAAUGGAUUUUAUUUGUCUCUUUAUUCGCCAUCUCCUCCUGUACCGAUUUGGUAGCUGUAUACAAACAUGAUAUUCUCCUUUUGCGUGAUGUGGAUAAGACCCCCUUAGGCAGCCCUCCCGUUAGUUGGGAGUCAUACGUUUUGAAAGUUCCAAAGCCUUUCUCCUAUCCAGUUGGAUUGACUUAUGAUCCAAAAGGACGAAGAUUGUUUGUGGCAGAAGCAAUCCAUGAAGACAGCAAGAUUUUCUCUCUUAAUCUGGACGAAGAUUAUAUUGUGAAAAACAUGCAGUCCAUUGUCCGAACAACAAAUAACACCAUAAUGGAGGGAUUGACCUACGAUCCAAGAACAGAGCACUUAUACUGGACUGAUUCUUACAAUCAUGGUGUUUAUAAAACACUGGUAUCCAGUGAACAAAAGGAAAAUCCAGCACCUAAACCUGAACCAGCUCACAUGUUUGGAGGUGUGAUUGAACCUCGAGGAAUAGCCAUAGAUUAUUGCAAUGAAUUGAUGUAUUGGAGUGAACGAGAUGCAUCAGGAAAUGUACCAAGCAGUAUUGAAGUGUGUGAUCUCCAGGGCCCAUCUCACACCGUCCUUGUGCAAGAUAAAGACCAGAAAGUGAAAAUCUUUUACCAGGGCUUGGCUUACGAUAUCCGUGGAGGAAAGCUACUGUGGGCUGAGACAGUUGGAGAUGAUGUUGAACAGAGCUAUUGUAGGAUUAUUAGUUAUGAAUUUGGACAAAAAUUACCAGAGCGAGAAGUUCUUGUUAGCCUCGAAAACUGCUAUCCAUUUUCUUUGACAACUGAUGAAAAGUUCAUUUAUUGGGCUGACUGGGGACAACAGGGAAUAAUGAGAGCAUCUCGCGAGAAUCCUGAUGAUGUUGUAAAACUUGUCCACACUCCUCAGAUUGAUUCUAAAUAUGGAGAGCACCAUGGAGUUUAUGGUCUUGCAAUUUUAGGAGGCCUUACAGAUGAUUCUAUACAGGAAGUUUGCAAAGGAAAAAUUAACUCCCAAAGAAAAGCCAAUGAAGAAGAAGUGGGUGAUUCUGGUGUAUUGACACCACCCAUAAUCCAAGAGCAGACAAAGGAGGAAUUCAAUACCGAACAAAAAUAUCAUAUAAAAAACAAUGAGAAUGACAGCUCAGACAGACAGACAGAAGGGAAGUCAGAAGGACAUUUUGGUGAAGAUCAUCAAGAAGCUGAGGCAGGUCUAUUCACAACUGAUACAACCCAACAGCUGAUAAUGCAGUCACACAUGUGCAGUGAAAAUCAGCUACUCAUUAUCGUUAUAGUUUUGGGUCUCUUUUGCAUUAUAUUCUUCUUGUCAACUUUAGCUCUUGUGUAUAAACUCUGGUUCCAACAUAAAUUAAUGAGCGACAGAAAAGAGCUUCCUGUUACAGUUUCUGAGAGAGCUAUUGAAGCUUUACCACAUCAACCAAAGCGCUUUGGACCCAAGAUCAGACCAGAUUUGAGAGGAGGAGCAUGUAGUGCAGACCACGAUGGUGUUAGCAUCAACAUCGAAGAUUGUUGCCAAAUGACACUAUGUGAUACUCCAUGUUACACCACUGUCAAGAAAGAAGGGCGAGGCUACAAGGUGAAAAGCAAUUGCAGUAAGCCCAAGACAGAUGAUAAAAAGGGAUUACUAGAUGACAUGGAUGACCUCUCAAAUUUGUGAUCUUCUUGGGUAAAGUACUAAGGAAAUAUAAUCCAGUUUUACUCAAGUAAUAUUAUUACAGAAUCUUAUCAAGUAUGGAACUUGGUAGGAAGUGGGCCUUCAAAAUUUUGCCUACACAUUUCAAGUGUAGCCAUAAGGUUAACUUGAAUUAGUACCUGGCAAAUUUGAGAGCAAUUACAAGGAAUCUAUGACAGCUGUUGGUAAAUAUCUUAGCAGAAUGUUGUUAAAUACAUUAUUUUUAAUAUAUGUAUGUACAAGAUGCAGAUGUAGUUUAAAAUGCAAUAAUUGCCAUACUGAACAAAAACUGAAACACUGAAAUUAUUUUUAUGUUAUUGACAAGAAAGACUUCAUGGCAGGUCUUUUGGUAUGAUGAAAGGUUGUCACAAAUUGUUUAUGAUCAUGAAUAAUUGAAUCGUUCAGAAAUCACUCUAUACAUUAUUUGGAUUAUAUUCAUUUUUUUUAGUUGAAACAUGUUCUGCUAUACCAAGAUAAUUCUGAAUUUUCACUUCAGGAUCUUUAGUUGUUUUUUAUAGGUUCUUAAUGAAUUUUAUCCUAAAGAAUCCCCCCAUCUCCCGUGCAGAAAUGUUUUGCUAGUCAUACUUAAACUACUCUAGUAGCUGUGGAUCAGGAAAGAUCUUGAUGUACCACACAAGGAAACCUAGGUACCAGUGAAGUAAUGAAUACCAUUCUCCAAGUAAAUUUUUUAAACCAGAGGCUGUAAAUUUAAUGACUGGAUAUAAACUAACCAGGUUGCAAUUAAUCUUUGAUAUCUGUACAGGUAAUGUUUUAUAAAUUGAUGUUUUAACACCAUUUUAAGUAGAUAAAAGUAGCCAGAGCUCUAUGCACCUUGAGGAUUGAUAGUCAUUGUAUCAGUUUAGUCUAUCAGUAUCUAAAGUAUACUGGAGUUGAUACUGAAAAGGUUAUGACACAUCACUGUCUAUGAGAAUAACAUUUACUUGCAAAUGUAUAUUACUUAUAUCUGUUAGCAGAUCUACAUCAACUUCAAUUUUUUUUUCACCAGGAAAUAAACCAGUAAACCAAUUUUUGCAAGGUUAAAAUUAGCAUUUCAGGUGAUAUACAGAUAAAUUAGGAAGGAAUUGGUGGAAGGGAAGACAGAAUUAAGAGAAAUAAGGGAAAUAGGAAUAUGAAUAGAAUAAUAUUGGGAAUUUUAUAUUCAGUUUGAAAAACGGAUAGAGAAUACUCUAAGUAUGUGAACAAAUACAUAUGCGAAACAUAUGAAUUAAAAUAUACAAUUAAGCUGUUGUUUACAUGCUGCAUUGCAGAGCAGCAUACUUGUAUAUUAUCCAGAAAACUUUAGCUUGAAAUAGGUUGCUGGUUGUACCAUGCUUGGAUAAGUUCUGUAUUGCUUUGGUUAAUUCUAAAUGAUGUCUAGAAGAAAUCAGUGCAUAUUUUCAAGUAAUGUAAUAAUUAUUAUUGUAGAGAUUACUUAGUUAAUUUUUUAGUUUACUGCACAUGUAUUCUUUUCUAUCAAACCGCACAAAUCUAACCAUGUUUUAGACUGGCCCUUUUCUGACUGUGCAUUGGUAAAUAUUUGCACAUGUUAGUCCUGUCACUUACAAAAGAUACCUUGUUGUAACAGCAGUUUAUGGUCGGAUAGGGUGUACAUAUUUUACAUAACCGUGUAAACAUGUAGUCUUCAGUUUUCUGUCACUUAAAAAUUGUUAAUCAUAAAGGAACCAUAAUGAUUACUUUCCAGUCAUUAAACAGAAUUACAGCACAUAUAUACUUUUGAUAUAGUAUAUAUCACUAAAAACAUAUCUAGUUUUCACUUCUUUUGGCCAAUUGGUCUUAAAUAAAUAAUCUUGCUCAGUCAGGUUUCCAAACAGAAAUGAGUUGCUCAAGCUCAAGUUUUAAACUCCAUGUAUUUACUCUCAAGGAAGUGGUUUUACUCUAUAAUGACACAUCAGGGAUUUUUUUCUGAUCAUAUUGCAUUGAAACGAUACAUUUCAUCAAAAAAAUUAUACAUUUGUGAGGUUCAAAAUAUGAACAUUGGAGAAGCAAAGUUCUUCCAAGUUUUAUUCUUACUGGUACCAUGUAUUAUUUGCCUACCUAAUAAUUACCAGCUCCUUGCAGGGGCUUCUUUAAAUAGUAGUGUAUUCUGAACUGGACAGUAUACUUAAGACCAUUGUGCAUUCAUUUUCCUCUUGUUUGAAGUACUGUAUUUUCAGUAAUGCAAGAUUGGCAAACUUUUGUGUAAAAUCCCUUUGUCAUUGUUUGUUCAGGCAUUGGGACUGGCCAUUUGUUGCUUGCAAGUUGAAACUACUUUCUCACUGAAUGACCUACAAUGACUGAUGAAGGAAUCAUUUGUCUCAAAUUUUUCUUAAAUAUCUGUAGCAGUACUGGUGUGUAAACAUAGACUAUUUUCAUCUUGGGCUGUGAUUUUUCUUUCAACUUAUUACUCAUGUAAGUCUUUGUAAAGAUGAAUAGGAAUAACAGUAACCUUCCAAGGAAUUUGCUAACUCUUGUUAAUAUUUUCAGUGAUUUUAAAGACUGAUGGAAAUAGGUUGUUAACCUUCAAAUCAAGUGAAUAUAGCAGGUUUAGAUUUUGAGUUUUUGUCUUCUUCAGUGUUUUUUUUAUUCUUUUGUGUGGAACUAUAACAACAUUUGAUUACUAGGAAAAUAACCCAAACACUAUUAUGUAUAUCUGCACAAUGCUAGACAAAGUUACAUUUGCACAAUACACCUGGUCUGUUGGUAUGCUUAAUGAUACACAUUGUAAUUAUCAGGUGGCACCAAUUAGAUAACCAAGCCUAAUGGUGUGAAGGAAACUAUAUACAUGAUUUGUAUACAGCUUUUUAACAUUUCACAAAAACUUAAUAUUAAACUUAAUAUUCUUUACCUAUUCAGUAAUCACAUGCGGUCUUUCAGUGGAUCUUUUGCAAGCAACAAGAAUGAUCAGUUGUCAUGGUUCAGUAUAACAGAUGUAUAGUAAUUGGUAGUCUUCCUUUACUUAAGUUAAUUUACAUAGUAUUCUUAAUUAAAAGUGUGGUUUCUAGUUUCCAUUGUAAUAGGUUCUGAAUCCAAAAUGGUUUUAUCAGAAUGAAUCUCAAGGUUUUUAAGUUUGUGUGCAGUUGAGUGUAGGAUAUGUACCAGAAGUGUGUGGUGUCAAGUGCGUAUGUACCAUGCGUUAUAAAAGGAAUGAAGUGCAUAAAGUGGCAAACAAAAUAAACUGAAUUAUGAAUCAAUUUAUAUGUGUAAUGACUUGUUUAUUUGUUCAUAAAACAUUUUAUGAAGCUAUUUAAAGUAUUGCAGUGUAUAGUACAUUUUGUGUGUUCUGAGCAACUAAUUGUGAUCAUUGUUCACAUAAAAUCAUGAGUAAUUUCAUUUUGACCGUCCAUUUAUUUUGAGUAGACAAAGUUUUUGUAUUUUUAUUAUAUAGAGCAUUAUAAUUGUGGGUGUCUGUGAUUAUGGUUUUAUGACCCUAAGAUGGGGUAUAAACCAUUAGGGUACAAUUAAUUUUAGUAAGUUCAAUAAUUCUUAAGUGUGCUUUGUGUUCUUAUCCUGGGGUAAUGAUAACUAACUUAUCUUGUGUGUUAUAUACAAAAAUGGAUUCAGAAAGUUAAAAGUUCAAUUGGACAUCACAACACGUAUUCACAAGAUAUGAAUACUUAUUGGUUAAUGUUAGCAGUAAUUUUUGUAUAUGUACUAUUAGAAGUAGAUUGCAAUGCAUUUGUCAAUCAAUUGAUGUGUAUUCAUAUGAAAUACAAAGUAUUUUCUUAUUAGAGACCAUGACUUUCAUAUGUAGAGACAAGCAAAUAAUAAUUCAUGAGGUCUUGUUCUUCUAAGGAGUGAGAGUUUUGUUUUCGGUCUUUUAAUUCCUAGUAUUCUUCCAGGAAUUUGCUUUUCUUUCAGCUGACAUCCGUGUAGGCUACAACUCCGUUGCAGAAUAGCGUUGAUAAUGUCUUCUGUAAGAAAAAAAAUUUAUUAUGGGCAUUUAGUCUCCUAUCCUACACUGAGAUUACAUGUUUGUGUAUGACUCAGUUAUUUUACAUUCUGUAUUUUAUGAAUAAUACAUGCUACUUAGUCAAAUAUUUGAAUAAUUCAAUAGUGGUUGUAUGUUUAUAGAAGACAGAAGGUACAUUGCUUCUCAUGCUGUCCUCACUACUACCCUUUCCCUCUGUGUCCUUCACUCAUUCUUUAUUUUAAUUAGGCUCUAUUGAGGCCCUGGUAUACUUGCUUUAAAUCUCAUGAUUGUAUAUCCUCUGCAUCGUCAGCUCCUCUUCACCUGAAUGUCAUUCAUGGCCUGUUUUAACUCCAGAUCAUGACUUCCUUACUCCUCUUGAUUCAUAAAUGUGCGUGACAUUGGAGCAUUUGGUAACAUUGUACUGAAAACCGCAUCUUCUCUUAUUGUAAGUUAUGCAGCAAUAGGUCUUUCCUGAGAAAGCUGUUAUUUGCCUUAUCAAGCACACUAAAAAUCCUCCAUCCUUAAAUAGUACCUGGCUGAGCAGGUGUAUUCAGCUGUUGGUACUGAUUAAGGAAUUCUCUUUUCUGCCAACAUACUCCUGCUGUUGAAGUUCUCAUCAUUUCCAGAAAACAUGUCGGAUACCUGAGCUAUGGGCAACAUUAAAGAAGUUUUCCUCCCAAGUCCUCCUCUCACAGGAAAUGGUUUAUGGAUUCUUUUGAACUAUACUUUCUUUUCGGUAGCUUGGACAAGAGAAGGAUUCCUUUAGUCUUGAGAACAGAUUUGAUCUAUAUAAAAACUUACUGUAUGAGAACCUCAAUACAGACUACUUUUAACGUAGUCUCCUGAGUCUUUGCUUCCACCAGUGUAUCAGUGAAUUGUCAUUUCAAGUUAUGCAAACCAGAAAUAUCAAUCAGUAGCUCUCUUGUUCCAGUUUUCAUGAUGGAAACCAAUCUGCUGGGUUCUUUGGGCAAUUUCAUAGGCAAGUAACUUCAGACUUGGGAGUUGACAGAAAGGAGAUACUUCUGUAUCCUGUUCAACUGUGAACUGUUAAAUCUGUGUCACCACAUCUAUAAGAAUCCACUGAUGGAGCUUGUACGAAAAAAUUAUUGUACAAAUUUUCUAUUCAUAGGGCUUUGCUUGCCAAGUUAGAAUGCAUGAAAUUGAGGCCUUGGCUACUUCAGCUUUAUUCUAAUAUGCUUGGUUAACCCAAUCUGUCAUCUUUUGAGUCGGACUAUACCAUGCUUGCUUGGAUAUUAAACUUAAUAAAGUCAGAAUUUUUUUUACAAAAACCUUUCCCCUGAAGAGGAUUACCUCACUCCCCUCCUACUUGCCUGAUAACCAUCAACUUGAGGGCUUAGCUUCAUACUGAAUAAGAUACCCAUAGGUAUACCUUACUUGGGAACAUCUCCACUUAGAAGAACAAACAAACCAUGGUAAAAUAGAGUUGUUCAUAGAAG